AUGGAUGAGAAUGCAACUAAAGUGACUUUCUGGUUUUGUGCUUCACAAGUAGACUUAAAUGGUGACAUACAUUCAAUUAGGGACAAUAAUGAUGUUAAAUUGAUGAAUAAAACAUAUUGGGGUUUGGCAACAAGGAUAAUAUAUGCUUGCAGUGGGGAUAAUUCUUUUGAAAAGCCACUAGAAUAUGGUAGGGACAAUGUAUUGGAGCCAAAUUCGACAAUAGAUGCAUCAACAUCAAAUAAAUGUGCAGAUGGGGUACAUAACACCAAAAUAGACAGCGAGGAUGAUGUAGUACAUAACAUAGAGACUUUAGAAAAAAAAGAAGAUGGGAUCCUAUCACAAGCUGAAGCAGUGAACAGUAAAAAUGGUGAAGAAAAAUCAAUAGAAGAAGGAGCACCACAUACACCAGAAGAAGAUUGGCAGAAGUUUUUCAAUUUCAUAGUUUUUAGAUAUGUGUUGGUCGAAUGGUUGGUAAGAAAGAGAUAUGAGGUUGAAUGGGUAAAAAAUUACUCAAAAAAGAUUAUUGCCAAGUGUGCAAAGGGCUGUUCUUGGAGGAUUCGUGCAACACCAAUCCAAGGUGAAACUACUUUUCAAAUUACAUCAUUGAAAGGUCAGCAUGUUUGUGUUAGAUAUUACAACAACAAGCAUACAACAAUCAAGUAUUUGAGUGCGAAGUACCAAGACAAAAUAAGAUGUAACUCGAAGUGUGCCGUGAAUGAAUUUCAGAAUGUUAUUAGAAGAGAUUUAAUGAUUAACGUGUUCGUUGCCAAGAUACGCAGAGUAAAGAGAAAGGGAAAAGAUGAGAUGUUUGGCAUAGAUAUGGAGCAAUAUCACCACCUUUGGAGUUAUGCAGCUACAAUCCGACAGACAAAUCCUGAUAGCACUGUCAAGAUUAAGAUUGAUACAGCAGAAGAGGGUUCACAAGGAAUAUUUGAAAGACUGUAUUACUGCCUUCAUGCUUGCAAACAGGGGUCCUCGAUGGCUAUACCAAUAAUUGGUCUUGAUGGGUGUUUUUUGAAAUAUGCAUUUGGUGGUCAAUUGUUGUCAGCAAUUGGUAGAGAUGACAAUGAGAACAUGGUUCCAAUAAUAGUAGCAGUGGUAGAGAUAGAGAGGUUUUGCUUGAGGCAUAUGUACCAAAAUUUUAAACAAAAGUCCAAAGGAAAAGAGUUGAAAGACUUGUUCUGGGCAGCUGUAAGUGCUAGGAAUGAAAUAGACUGGAAAUUAGCAAUGAAUUCCCUUGAAAAAGCUUCAAAGGAUGCAGCUGAAUGGCUACAAAAAAUGCCACCAGUUUUAUGA
Coffea arabica (coffee) is the source of this 1296-nucleotide messenger RNA. RefSeq lists its product as uncharacterized. The record is from RefSeq and is a predicted model, not a curated record. Lineage: Eukaryota; Viridiplantae; Streptophyta; Magnoliopsida; Gentianales; Rubiaceae.